CUUAUCGCUUACACUUCUUCACUCGCUACCCAUUACGUGCUCCGCUGCGGCUGCGUCAGUUUAAUGAUUUUGGUGAGCUCGCACUCGCUAAAACGUACGCAUCAAGACGAAGUCAACGGCCAGUACAGGUAAAUACUCGUAAACUCGCAGCAGACGAAGACGACUACAAUCGGAAUAUCGAUGCGAACGCGCGUUCAACAAAGCAAUUUGCAGAGAGCUGAAAAUUUUUAAUUUUCUUCUGUGUUGUAGAAACCCUUAAGAUAUGCAAUGUAAUCAGAAAAUCAGAAAAAGUGUAAAAAUCAAAGUUAAAAAAUACAAAUAACUUCGAAUUAGAAGCACAAUUGCGGAAAAGUUUAAAUAAUACUGAAAAAAAAAUUGCAAUUUAACCGCAAGUAGUUCUGAACAGUUAGUUUCCUUGCGGACGUCGUACAUUUUCGCAAAAUACGGAAAAGUAAUAGACAGAUUGAAAAUUUAAAGUUUACGAAGUAACUAAGUGAAAACCUAUAGAUUUUCAACAGCUUUUCAAGCAGUGAUUAAAGGGACUUUGCUUUUUUUUUUCUUCUUGAAAGUACUACCAACUUCGGUUACUCACAAAGUCAUUCGUUGGCGAAGGGAUAGCUGCGACGCAACGGACAAUUGAAAGUGUGAUUCAUACAAUGCUUGCGACCUAAAGGCGUCGCAUAACUGUGAGGGUUUACGAAACAAAACCACCCCCACCAAUAGCAACAAAACAACACUAACACCACCAAAGCAUUUUGAAGUUGUAGCAGCGCACGAGUACGAGUAAAACACGCUGGGAAUCAGCGGCGUAACGCUACAACCACUUAGGUGAAUACGACGACGACGACUACGACUUCGACGGUACCGUUAUUGCUUUGAGCUAACGAAAUAAUAACAAAAACAACUGCACACAUACGCUGGCAGCUGUCGCAAGUUGAUAACUACCCAGCUUAACAGUAUUUGUUAGUGUAUGACAUAUUGGAAAAAUCGAUUACGUUUGUGGAAUUUUUGAAAUUCAACGCGCGUAAUAACAAAUACUCGCGCAUAUAAAAGUCAAAAAAAUUCUACGAAAUUAGCAGUGAAAACAUCUGCAAAAUUUUUAAUGUUUAUUUCUUGUGGAUGGAGUGUAAGUGUUUAAUGUGAAUUAUUCGAAGAAAUAAAACAGUCAUAAAAAGGCGUCGUAAUACUCAGAUCUACCACUUUGAAAACAACCACAACCAGUAAUUUAUAAUUACAAGCAAGAUGGGCGACGAAUACAGCCCAGAUGUGAGCACAAUGGAAACAAUUCUUCCAGCUAUUUUGGGUUUUGCCACCGCUGCUGUUCUCUCCGCAGUCGCGUGCGUUUGUGCCAAGCAAAUACGUCAACGCAACCGCAAACAGAAUCAGCAUGACUCCUCUUUCCCAUUCCAACCGACUCGCCGACCAACAGCUGUGCGCUCACCAAGUGGACAACCACCACACUAUCUCAAAAAAUCACCCUCACCGACAGGCACCAAGCAGUUAGGCAUUUUGCAGCCAAUGCAGGAUCAAACCACGUCACCGAUUGCACCACAAACUAUGAAAUAUGUUGAGGAAGAUGAGAUACAACCACGCCACAAUCGUCAACUGAUGAACGGCGAACAAAAGCAUUCACCCACUAUCGAGACACAGGCGACCAUUGUGGCCAAGACCCAGGGCAACAAUGGUAAUAAUAAUAGUCACAACCACUACCAUCACCAUCAUCUAAGUGCAAUGGAAGAUACUGGCAAGGAGUUGAAUAUCGAACAGUAUGGCAAAUUGGGCACCAUCUAUUUCAAGCUACGCUAUUUGGCCGAACGCAAUGCACUAAUGGUCUCGAUUAUACGUUGCCGCGGCUUGCCUUGUAAGAAUGGUGGUUGUGGUGGUGGUGGUGGUUCCGGCGUUAGCGGUGAUGGUAGCAGCAACAACGGCAAUAGCAACAAAAAUGGCUCAAAUGGCUGCAAUGAUAUACCGACUGGUUUGAAUGGUCGUACACAAAUCGCCACCGAUCCGUAUGUGAAGCUACAACUGUUGCCCGACAAACAGCAUAAGGUGAAGACUCGGGUUGUACGCAACACACGCAAUCCAGUCUAUGAUGAGGAUUUCACAUUUUAUGGCUUGAAUAUUAGCGAUCUACAGAACAUGUCCUUGCAUUUUGUCAUACUCAGCUUCGAUCGUUAUUCUCGUGAUGAUGUCAUAGGCGAGGUUGUCUGCCCAUUAUCGUCCAUUGAAAUUGGCGACAUAUCCAAAGAAGCUCUCUCCAUCAGCAAGGAAAUACAGCCACGUAGUUUGAAGAUACGGGCUCAAGGACGUGGCGAGCUAUUGAUUUCGCUAUGCUGGCAGCCAGCCGCUGGUCGUUUAACUGUUGUGCUGUUGAAGGCGCGUAAUUUGCCGCGCAUGGACGUUACCGGUUUAGCUGAUCCGUACGUGAAGAUCUAUUUACUAUACAAUGGGCAACGCAUUGCGAAGAAGAAGACGCAUGUCAAGAAGCGCACACUGAGUCCAGUAUUUAAUGAAAGUUUCGCGUUCGAUAUACCAGCAGCAGAGGGUACCGGGGCAACGCUCGAUGGUGUUUCACUGGAGUUAAUGCUUUUAGAUUGGGAUCGGGUUACCAAAAACGAGGUAAUUGGCCGAUUGGAAUUGGGUGGUCCAAACUCUGGUGGCACUGCAUUGAACCAUUGGAAUGAAGUAUGCAAUUCACCACGAAGACAAAUUGCCGAAUGGCAUAAACUUAACGAGUAAAGGAACAAAAAUAAAAAAUCACAAAAAGUAAACCAGAAAUGGUAGUUGAAUGUAGAGAGGCGCUUUUCUGCAGGGGAGACAGAUUUUGUACUGAAAAUAUAAAACCUGCACAUUUAUCUGAAAAUACAAAUCGACCCACAACUAAUACAAGUGUAGCAUUGGCACAAAAGCCAACGAACGCACCAAAUCCAACACAAGUGAAAAAUAGUAUUGACAAAAAAUAUAACGGAAACUGCAAAGAAAAAAGUAUUUAUUGCGUAAAAUGCAAUGUUGCAAAUAAUUUGAAAAAUAGUUUAUAAAGCAAAAAAAUGUACUAACCUAUAAUUUUAUUAUAACUAAGACCAGUUAUGCAUAAAUGAAAAGCAACAACAAAAAUUGAAAUGAAACAACCAGCAAGGCAUAAAAAAAAGUACAUUUAGAAAAGUGUGUGUAAGUGCACACACACCGGUGUAGAAAAAACCAACGCGCACUUUCAUACACAUAGAAAGAAAUCAUACACACACCCAAGUAUAAAAAAAAUUGAAAAUGUUAUUUAAUGUGGGGGGAAAUGAAUUUUAAAUAAAAAGCAUCUAUAUUUAUAGAGAAGAAGGCAGGCGGGGAUGGAGUUAUAAGAGAAGUAUUUCAAUUAUAUAUUAGAUAAAUUUUAUGUAAACUAAUAUACCACCACACAAACAUGUACCAUAUGUGUAGAAUGAACGCCCUAGUAUAUAAAUCUCAAGUAAAGCGCAAACUACGUAUAAAAGCAGGCUCAAACAUUUUCUUAUGCAAUAAUGACACUCUAAUGAGUUAUUUAAAUGAAAUUCCAUACAUAUUUUAAGGUUUUGUAGUAAAAUGCCCCUUCUUAUUUAUAUUUUUGCGAAGUAAUUUUGUUAGUAAAAAAAAGCAGCAAACAAAAAAUGGAAAAAAUGUUAGUCAAUUUAGUUGUCCACUACUAUUUCAUCUUCAAGAAGGGCGAAAUAUUUAUCUUUUUUUUGCUUGUCUUUAUGUUAUUUCUUUUUAUUUUAUUUUACUGAUUAUUUAUAUUUAAUUAUGUAGCUUUUUUCACGCUGUGUUAUGUUUUACUAUAUUACUUUGUUUGUUAUUAUGUUACUUUGUGUUAUGUUAGGUUAUGCUAAACUGUAUUUAUGGUAUUAUUUUAUUUCGUGUUAUGUGGUUAUUAUUACGUUUUGUUUUGUAUUUUGUGAUAUGCCAUUCUUUGUGAUGCCACGUUAGAGUAUCUUAUUUUUUCUUAUAUACAUUAGGACAUAUUCUAGUAGUUCCUCGGUGGAACACAGGACCUCAAUAAGGGCCGCAAUAAAGGCCUCUUACACUGUUAUUAUUUUUUUUAUAUUUCAAUACUUUAUUUUAGCUGUUUUAGGUUUCUCAUUUACUCACAAUAAACAUUACUCUGUAAAUAAGUGAUAUUAGUUUAAAUUUAAAGAAAUUCAAUAAUCUACACACAUAUAUACACCUUGAGAUACUCAUUGGGAAAAAUAUUCAAACCGACAUUCAUUAUACACACUACAUUCAAAAUAUUAUAUAUGUAUGUACACAUAAGUACUUAAGUAAUGUAACCAAGUGUUUAAGUCAAUAUUUUUUUAAAACUUUUAUAUUUUGUGUUAUUUACCACUGAUUUAUGUGCAAUUGUUUGUGUGACACUGAAAAAUAAAUUGAUUGCAUCAAAUCAAUUACCUUAACUGAAAGCUUUUUGAAACUUUGUUUAUGUAUAAAUAAUACAAAAUAUGAAAACACCAAAUGAACUUAUAAAAUUGUAUAGAUUAUUUGUAUAUGUAUUUGUGUAAAACAUUAAAUUAUACCACACUAUUAAAUUAUAUAGUAAAAACAAAAACAAAACUAAGGAAAACUUCAUAAAUAACAUUAUGCACAUGAAACAGUAUACAGGAGACAAAUAGAAUUGGGAGGGCAGAAUUAACGUUGCCUCGAGUAAAAGUAUGGACUGAGUUUAUACGUAAUAUACCUGUAUAUGUGCAUUCAUUGCAAUUUAUUUUUGUAUAAAGAACAACAAAUUCAGCAGGUAGAGCUUUAUGACAUCUGCACAGUUCAAAAUUUCCCUAAAUACUUCCGCGUAUACGAUUCGCCGUCAAUCUUUGUAAUUCAAUCAAUGCAAAUCUUUCGUAUACAGGUGAAAAAGAUAUAUUGUCCGCUAGCGUCAAGCGAAUUCUUUUGCUAAUUAUGAGAGUUCUGUUUUACGUCUGAAAGAUAUUUCUGUUACGCUCAAGAGACAUAUGAAAAUAAUUAUAAUAACACACAAAUGUGUGUGCAGAGAGACUAAUUCCCUUUGUUGAUUCCCAAUGCUGAUGCAGAUGUGAAAUAGAAACACUUUGGCAUCUUAAAAUUUGCUUCCGUCUUGAACGGAAUACCUUUUUAUGUGAGAGCAGAGCUUUUCUAUAAGUUUUUCAAAGUGUUCUCAACUUAUUAGCCGGUGCUAAUAAAGCGUCAGAGAGUAAUAAGCACAUUCUUAUACACAUAUACACAUUCAUUUCGAUUUAUUCAAAUGCAACUCACACAUAGAACAUGAAAAGUGUAUGCGUACUUAACAUUUCUCAAUAUACGAGAGAGAACCACAUACUAUAUGCAAAAAAGUUUUUUGUUGUUUAAUACACAUGCAUCAAAGAUUAAAAGGCAGAGUUGUAUCCUUCAACUGUGCAGAACAAAAUCGUGAAGAAAACUUAUGUAAGCUUAAAAUGUAGCCAUAACAGCUGCGAGUGUGCAAAGCCGAAACAGAUACCGAACCGUAAGCAGUACAAUAAAGUGAAAGUAGAGUAAAUAAAAGAAACUGAAAAAAUAUAAAUAUAGCAGAUGUGCAUAUAUUAUUUGUAAAGAUAAAAUAUGUUUGUAUGUAGUCUGAUAGUUAUGUUAAGAUUUGGAAAUAAUAUUACAUCAUUCGAAAAGGAGUUUGGGGAUCACAAUAAAUAAACGAAAUUAAGUAAAAUAAAGUAAUAUAAAAAGAUAAACUAAAAUAAAAUAAAUUAAAGCAAACAGUUUAAUAAAAUAAAAAUAAAAAAUCAAUUGAAAAAAGUAAAAUAGAAAAUAGUAAAAUAGUAAUAAUAAAAAAUAAGUAAAUAAAAUAAAAUAAAAUAAAAUAAAAUAAAAUAAUGAAAAUCAAAUAAAAUAAAUUGAAGAAAAUAUUUCAUAAAAUAUAUGUAAUAUAAAGCAUAAAAAAAGUAAAACUAAUAAAAUAAAAUAAAAAAUUAUUGUAAAUAAACUAAAAUGAAACGAAUCAAAGAAAAUAAUUUAAUAAAAGGGAUGCCAUUGGAAUACCCAUGGCCACGAGUAAACUAAUAAUAAAAAAACCACAUUAUCCAAGAGGCCCAUAGGUCAUGGAGAAAUGAAGUUACGUGACUAACAGCCGGGCUAUUAUACCGUAAAUAAAGAAGAAGAGGACAAAGGAAUUGCUUAGCCUCUCAAGAGACAAUAUCUCGAAGGUUGUGGCUUGUUUAACCGGUCACUGGCUAUUUGGCAGACAUUCCUCGAGACUAGGAGUUUUCUCCCAUGAAUAUUGCAGAAGUUGCAGAGAUGAGGAAGAGGAAGAAACAGUUGAGCACUUCCUUUGCAAUUGUCCAGCCCUAGCUAAAAUCAGAGCAGGUUGUCUAGGUAAAUACUUUUUUAAUUCUCUUACAGAACUGUCUGGCGUGGGGUUGGCAUCAAUACUACGUUUCAUAAGAGCCACAAAAUGGUCCCACGACGGAAGAUGAAUGAGGUUCCCGUGUAUCACAGUGUUAUCACAACGGACCUGUAAGGUCUAAGUGAGUUGGUCGUGCAGACCGACUACCACCAUGACCUAACCUAACCUAAGGGAUGUUGAAAGAAGAAAUGAAAAACAAUAUAUUUAUAAAUCACAAUAAAAUAAUAAACUAAAAACAUGAAAACAGUAAAAUAAAAAAUUUAAUAAAAUUAAAUAUAAUAAAAUAAAAUAAUAGAAAUGAAAUAAAAAUAUUGGAGAAAAAUAUUUCGUAAAUAUAAUAACAAAUUUAGAUAAGCUAAAAUUAAAUAAAUUAAAGGAACAAAUUUUAUAAAAUGGAAGUAAACAACAAUUAAAUAAAUUGAAUUGAAUAAAUAUUUUUCAAAAAGAAAACGUAAAAUAAUAAAAAUAGAAAAGUAAAAAAAAACAAAUAACGUAAAUAAAAUAAUAAAUAUAAAAUAAAACUAAAUAAAAUAAAGUGAGCUAAAAAGCAAAUAAAAGAAUAAAAUUAAAUCAAAUGAUAUAAAAUAAAAUAGAUGUAGUAUAAUACAUAAACAAAUAAAUAAUGAAAUAAAAUAAAAAAUUAGAUAAAGUAAAACUAAUUGAAUUAAAGAUGACAAAUUUUAUAAAGUGGAAGUAAAAAAUGUAUAAAGCACUUAAAUAAUAAAAAUAAAAAAUAAGUACAAACAAGUAAAAUAAAAUAAAAAGCAAAUAAUAAAUAUAAAGAGCAGCUAUAAAUAAUAAUUUAAUAAAUUUAAAAACAUUUUAUGAAUUUAUUAAAAUAAAAUGAAAUGAAAUUAAAAGCAAAAGAAGAAUAAAAUAAAGUCAAAUGGAAUAAAAUAAAAUGAAACCUAAUAAAAUAAAGAGAAACCAGAUUAGAAAACUAAUAAAAUGGAGGAUUGAAUGAAAGUUUCCCCACUGUACACAUUCAGAGUAAUCAAAUUUCAAAUGAGUAACCAAAUUAUAAGCACACAUAAUAUAAGAAUUUAUCGAAUAUUGCAUACUCACAUGCGUACAGUACCCUGUCGAAAUAUUAAGAGCGUCUGGAAAUUUCAACUUAAUAAGUUAAGUUGUGUAAGAUGUAUAAAUAUUCAAAGAAGGAACUGCUUUUAAAGACUUACUUUUUUUAAUUUUUUUCCAGCAGAACUUAAUGUUAAAUAGAAAAGCAUUUCGAUAAAAGUCUAUACCUAAAAUACUUUCCACCGAAAGCGCCAUUUAUAAAUGCACUCUUCAUGACAAAUGUCUUUUGGAAAAGUUUCAUUAAAAUGAAGAACUUAAUCAUUACUUACUACUCAGCCAUUCUUUGUUACCAACCCAUGCAUCUAUGUAAUCGUUGUAGAAAAAGUACAUUUCUAGGCGACAAAAGGCUGCAUUUUCUGCUAUCCUUACAGUGAGGCUGUCUCUUGCAGACUACCACCCAAACGUUGCUGGCUGUAGAAUAGAAAGAAAUCUGAUUUGUUUUUGUUUUGUUAAGUUAUGUUUUUUUAAUUUUUUGGUAGUAUACUGUAUAUAAUUUCAAACAUAAUGAAUACAAAAUAAUGUAAAUACACCUACAUUCAUAUAACUAUAAGUAAAUUAAUCACAUAUAUGCCAACGCCUGCUGUUAACUAAUUAGAAACGAUGACAAAAGGAAAACCAAAAAAUAUAAUUUUUUUGUUUGCAUUUGUGAACCACUCUUUCAUUAUUAGUUGGACAAAGUUACAUCCAACACAUAACCUAUUUGACAUGUUUAAUGCAAAAAAUAAAAAACCUGCUUAGUGUUUGAAUUGUUUCAGGAGAGUUGAAGGCUCAAUCGGUUUUAUUGGUGUAUGUUCAAGUCAACGCACUCUUGAAAAUCACAUUUUCUUAUAACUAAAUAAGUAUACAUGUACCUUGGAACUAUUAAGUUUGCAGGCACCAGUCUUGAAAAUCUUAUUACUUUAAAAUGUGCAUUUUUGUUUUAAAGUACCAAAUUUCUUUGAAUGUUUCAAAAAAAUAUGUCAGCCUCCCAAUUUGAGUUAUACAAUUAUUCCAAUCAUAUCCCCAAAAAAAAUUGUUCACCUCAUCAGAAUUUUGAGAAUAUUUGGCCUUGCGUCAACAGGUAUGAGUGAGAGAGUAAGCCAAAUAGAUCGAGACUGUUAAUAAGUAUACUCGUACAGACUUUCACAUACACACUUGUUUUCGAAGUAGUAGUUCAUUAGCGCCUCAUUUAAUACGCUUGUGCAGCAAAAUGGUAAUUUACAUUUAUGUAAGUUUACAGUUUUAUGUUGGCAAUUGCUGUUAGUUGCCGUACUGAAUGUAAAACAUCACUGAACAUUUUUUUUUAUUUAUUUGCAUAAAAUAUAAUAAAUAAUUAAAUUAUUAAAAAGCAGCAAAAAUUAGUAUAGCGCUCGAAUAAAUUUUGAAUAAGUAAAUGUAAUUGAAAUAAAUAUUUUAACAAUUUUAAAUAUUCACAAUUGACUCGGAAACCAAAGCGCAUUCCUUAAAGGUGGUGGCACUAGACCAACAACAAUGUUUUGUACAUUUGAUUGUCAAAGUAGAAAAAAAAAUUCGCUUUCAUUCAUUCGCCUUGUUUCAUUCUGGGCUGACAGCCACAUGGACACGGCGAAAGGAGAAAAAAAAACAAAUCAGUUGAUUUACCGAUACCACCUUCAACAGAUUAGUCUUGUGGGAAACGUAGCUGAAAAGCAGCGUUUUGUAACCAGCAUUUUCUCUAAAUCAUGAGGCGGUUAGUACUUUUUCGAGACUGUAUCUUGAAUCGCCGUGUGAAAUCCACUCCAACUAGUAGUCUCUUUUCUUCUAGUAAUUUCUUCUCAAUUUACAUGGUGCCAAGCCAGUUUAAAAGUUACUCUUUGGCGUCAAAGAUAAUUUAACAAAAUAUGUAAAGUGACGUUAUGAGUUGAAUACAGUUAGUCUUCCAAUCAGUCGAUCACACGCCAUUAAUUGGCUUGCGUAUAUUACCAACGCCAUCUCAGUUUUUGCCGAUCUCUGUUAUAAGCAAGCCGCUUCUACGUACCUUGUUACGGCAGCAAAUCAGCUGGUCCCUUCAAAAUCGCUGAGACCCGGUUAACGGUCUGAUGUUGGUCACACUUACUGUAUUUUCUCUACUGUGGUGGAUCAAUUGAUCAAAUCUGCUUUAUGAGAAAAUGUGACAUUGGUUUUGCUUUGGGGAGUCAUAGUAAAUUGAAAACUCCAAAGCCGGUUUCUGCGAUAUCUUUUUUACGUUCCCCCAACGAAAGUGCAAUAUGUAAUAAAAUUUGAUCAAGUAGCCUACUAGUCUAAAAUAACAAUGUAAUGAAAAAAUCUAUCAAAGUCGUCAGAGAGAUAAACUCAAUAGUCCAACUCGGGUGAUGCUUUAGUUAACUUCACUUUGCGUUGAUUUCUACAUAUAUCAGUAACUGUUAAAUUAUCCGUAUUUCGAAAUUUUUAAAUUGGUACACAACUCUACAGAGGCGUUCUAGUUCCGAACUAGUCGAAAAUUCCACAAAUUACUGGUAUUUUAACCUUCUCAGUUAGCCGUCCAUUGUGGCUAUAAUGUCUAUGUGGCUCUGCAAUCUAUCUAUUGAAGCUCCGUUACAAUGGUUUCCUGAAUGCAUUGCUGAUUUAAGCCUGCUGAAGAAAAAUUUAGUAAACAUUUCAGUUGAUCGUACACAUCGUUUCUAAUUAGCUGACUAUAGCUGUACUUGUAUACCAGCACAAGUAACUUUUCAGCUCUCUCAAUCCAAUAAAAGCUUCGCGCGUCAUUUAAGGUUAAAUUAGAGGUGCCAUACAGCAAUGCCAUAACCUUAGCGGUAGUCUUAACCACAGCCACGAGCAGCUGAUAUUUACGCUCAUAUAUAAUAUUAUCUUUUAUUUGAUCAUUUCGAAAGUGCAGAAACUAAAGAAAAGGCAGCAACAUGAGCAGUGACACGGAAGCAGUCAUUUAUUCAUGAAUCUCUUGCGCUGGAAAGACCUGCAACGCAUGUCGACUUGUAAUCUGCUCUAGACUAGAUACGACGUGCAAUGUGCGCCUGCUGAAUUAACUGUAAAAAAGCAAGUUGUUUAUUUCGAAAAGCAAAGCAAAUUCCAAAUACUAGGAAAUAUUAAUUUUCAAAAAUUCGGCUGGACAUUGCAGAAGAAAUUCUAGAAAAUGUUAAUAUUCCUGAAUUCCUAAUACGCGGAACGAUUUAGAUAACACACCAUUGGGUUUGCAGGCAAAACAGUGGGGACAUUUCCCAAGAAAAAUUCCACGAAGUAGGCGAAAAUCUCAACGAAGAUGUCAGGUAUGCGCGAAACAGAAUAAGCACAGCGAAACUGUAUGGGAAUGUGAGAAAUAUCUUGAUGCACCGCACAUUCUCGGUAGAUGGCUGUAGUGAUCGAUACGAGCUUUAAAGUACCCAUCAAGCAAUUUAAAGUUUAUGCUCGCUGUCAAGAUGGCAUUUCACGCUAAAAAAAUUAUUUUACUGUUUUUUGUUUGUUGCAUUCAGUUGUGAAUUAAAAUAAUUCUUUAAUAUACUAUUAAUUUAAAUAUUGUGCGUAUACGCAUUUUUAAUAGAAAUUAUUCCAAGCAAGAGCUCGUUAAGGUUGCUCAGGAAUGCCUGGGAACUCUAAAUGAUAUUAUCACCGUCUUCACGGUCAACCUUCUAUGGGUUCCGGGAUAUAGAGAAAUUGCACGGCCGAUGAGCUAGCCAGAAACGGUACUAAUCUUCCACUGCUUGAAAACAGAAGCAAAUUAAGGAUGCAAAAUAAUAUUCUCCACAAGGCCAAUAGGCCAUAGAGAGACGAAAACAGGCUAGAUAAAAAAUGUCAGGAGAAUUGCUCAACCUCUCAAGAAAGAAGGUUGUUAGGAAAAUACUCUUUUGUCUCCAUUACGGAACUAUCCGGUAUUGGGAUAAAACCUAUCCAAAGCUUCAUAAGAGCAUGUGAAUAGUUCCAUGAUGAAUAUGUAAACAUUGAAGUUUCCGUGUUACAGAGUGGUACCACAACGGAGGCACAUGGUCCAAGUUAGUUGGCUAUUUAUAAAACCGACUGGCACGAAAACCUAUCCUAACCUAAGAGCUCGUUAUAAGUCGACGGCUUUUGAAAAUUAAUUUCCAGCGCAAGAGUUUAAUAUAUCGGCUUUAUAAUGCAGCAAAUCGACAAUCAGCUGUUUAUGAUAACGGCGAAAUACUCAAAUUCAAGUGGUCUGUACGGUUACGCUUAUGAUUGUCACAGGCUGAUUAUGUCAUGUCACCGCUAAUCGAUUACAGUGUUGCGCAUAGGUUGGUGCGAUCAUUGGUGAUGACAUUUCUAAUUCAACCUUUAACGAACUUUUUCGCUCGAACUUUGCCCUGUACGCCGUUUGCUUUUAGUAAAAUAUAAAAGCUCUCUAUGCCAGCGAUUUUUAAAUGAAAAAAAAAUCUGUAAAUAAGCAUACUAUGUGCUUGUACAAAUACACACACAAAUAAACGCAUAAAAAUAAUUGUAUUUAGAGAGAACUUUAUUUAGAGCCUCAAAACUAAAUUCAAAAUAAAAAGAGAAACAAUUCAUACUUGACGAAAAAUGUGAGAAACUCUCUGUGAUUCAGAGAGAUAAUGAGCGGAGCUGCAAGAAAUAAUGUUACUUCAAGGAAGGGUCUUAAACUAAGCAUAUGGGAAAAAUAGGCAUUUGCCUUGAAUAAAAUAAAAAAAUUGAUACAUACAAAUAUAUUUAGAAGCAUACAAUGGAGAAUAAAUAGGGAAAGAUGUCACAAAAGGAUUAAGCAAAGAACGACGCUUCAUGGUCGUCGUUCGUUUCUAUCUCAACUGUUAGAUGUAAAUAAUGAAAAGCUAUUUACGCGGCUGGCAGAUGUGUGUUUGUAUGUAUGUAAACCUAUCAAAGCAUCCAAAAAUGUACUCAUUGCUAUAUACAACCGCUUGUACUUAAUAAGUAUAGCCAUUAUGAGUAAAUUAAUUUAAACUUCAUUUAAGCAAAAUAAAAAAAAAAAUAUAUAAUAAAUGAAUAACCAAAUCAAAAAAAUAAGAACAUAAAUGCAUUCCAAACAAAACAAAACUAAAUAAAACUAAAAACUGAAUAUAUUGUAUGUGGCAGCACAUCACUCGACAGCGCAUAAAUACCUACAACAUUUAUGCAACGUACAUAUGUACAUGCAUACACAUUUAAUGCAUUAAAUUUUAAAUAAUGGUGAAGCAGUAAAUGGAUAUUAAUCCCGGGGUAAUAGGCGGUUAAUCCAACUACUACACACAUACAUACAUAUAUAUAUAAAUAUAAAUGAGUAAAUAAAAAAUUAAAAAACUAACAAAAACAAAACAUCAUAUUGUUAUUCGUAUACGUAUAUAUGUAUAUGGUACAUAAAAAUUUUAACUUUGCGUAGCAAUAAAAACGUAAAUAUUGAGUACCAUCGUGGCCGAAUGGGCUAGUUAGUGACUACAGGUUUGAAUCUCCGCCCAUAAAAUACCAACAGGAUCGCAGCAGUCAAAAAACAUAUUUUCGGAAGGACAGCGGAUUUAUCUGUAACUGGGACAUUUUUUGUAGUGUCACUAAAACCGUUCAAAGCGCGUACUCAAAUCUCUUGGCAAAUCAUUGAGUCUUGUGUGAUUGAUCGCGCCGAAUUCGAUGCAUUUCCUGGCUAAAAAUUUGCCAUUUUGUCUGCGAAUUA
Anastrepha ludens (Mexican fruit fly) is the source of this 13016-nucleotide messenger RNA. RefSeq names its product synaptotagmin-4 (gene Syt4). Lineage: Eukaryota; Metazoa; Arthropoda; Insecta; Diptera; Tephritidae. Gene Ontology annotation, cellular component: axon; membrane; synapse. The record is from RefSeq and is a predicted model, not a curated record. Gene Ontology annotation, molecular function: phosphatidylserine binding; calcium ion binding; SNARE binding. The transcript is spliced from 4 exons. The coding region runs from base 1243 to 2739 and encodes 498 amino acids. Gene Ontology annotation, biological process: regulation of calcium ion-dependent exocytosis; cellular response to calcium ion; regulation of dopamine secretion.